UAAGAAAAAGCACAGAUAUCCUAUAUAAUUUUUCAAAAUGGCUAACAGACCAAAGUCUGCAAAUCAACUUCAAGAAUAUCGUGAUAAAAAUCAUGCUGCUGCUCUGACAACUGAAGCUGGCUCCCCAAUGGAGACAAAUACAGCCUCAAUGACUGUUGGGCCAAAUGGACCAUUGCUUAUUCAAGAUAACAACUUUAUUGAAAACAUGGCUCAUUUUGAUCGUGAGAGAAUACCUGAACGUGUAGUGCAUGCUAAAGGUGCUGGAGCAUUUGGCUAUUUUGAGGUUACUCAUGAUGUAUCUAAAUACACAAAAUUGGCUGCUCUGAAUGGAGUGGGAAAGAAAACUAGAAUGGUUGUUCGUUUUUCCUCUGUAGGAGGAGAAUCUGGAAGUGCUGAUACAGCACGUGACCCACGUGGUUUUGCUUUAAAGUUUUAUACUGAGGAAGGAAAUUGGGAUUUAGUUGGAAACAACACGCCAAUUUUUUUUAUUCGUGAUCCAAUUUUAUUUCCCAGUUUUAUACACACUCAAAAGAGAAACCCGAAGACUCAUUUAAAAGACCCUGAUAUGUUUUGGGAUUUCAUUUCGCUUCGACCUGAAACCACGCAUCAAGUAAUGUUUUUGUUUUCAAACCGAGGCACACCUGCGAGCUAUCGUCAUAUGAAUGGUUAUGGUAGUCAUACUUUUAAACUUGUUAAUAAAGAUGGAGAAGCAUGUUGGUGCAAAUUUCAUUUUAAGACUAAUCAAGGUAUAAAGAAUCUCUCAGAUAAAGAAGCUGGUUUAUUAGCAGGACAGAAUCCUGACUAUUACAUCCAAGAUUUGUAUGACUCAAUUGAAGAAGGAAAUUUUCCUUCUUGGACAAUGUAUUUACAAAUCAUGAGUUUAGAACAAGCAAAGAAGCAUCCUGUGAACCCAUUUGACAUCACAAAAGUGUGGAGCCACCGUGAAUAUCCAUUGAUUCAAGUUGGAAAAAUGGUGUUGGAUCGUAAUCCUGAAAAUUAUUUUGCUGAUGUUGAACAGGCUGCUUUUUCUCCUGCACAUAUGCCACCAGGUGUUGAGACAUCUCCUGAUAAAAUGUUACAGGGCAGAUUAUUUUCCUAUGGUGAUACACAUCGCCAUCGAUUAGGAUGCAAUUAUCAACAGUUGCCUGUAAAUUGUCCAUUAAAAGGUCAGCAUAACUACCAGAGAGAUGGACCUCAAGCAUUUAAUAAUCAAGGUAGUGCUCCAAACUACUUCCCUAACAGCUUUAAUGGCCCUCAAGAACAAAGACAGUUUAGCAAUCAUGUUGAUAGUUACAAUGGGGAGUGUAGAAGAUAUCAAUCAGGUGAUGAAGAUAACUUCUCUCAGCCAAAAUUGUUUUGGGAAAAUGUGUUGGAUGAUAAAGAAAAAUCAGAUCUAAUAUCUAAUAUUGCUGGGCACUUAAAAAAUGCUCAAGAAUUUAUUCGCAAGAGAGUUAUAAAGAAUUUUUCUGAUGUCCAUCAGGAUUUUGGACGUCGAUUAAAUGAAGCGAUAGAUGAGCUUGUAAAGGGAACAACUUCGGCAAAAGCAAAUUUGUGAACGACUUUUUUUAGUUACUACUAAAUGAUUGUCACUGUUGAAGUUUUCUUGUUGGUUUAUUUUUCUUAUUAUUUUAAAUUAGAGAUUUUAUUUUCAUACGUUUGAAAAAUAUUUACUGUGUAAUGUAACACGCACGCACACAAAGUUUAAAACGUACUCAGUGUGUGUGAGUUUUAAAACGUACACUGUGUGUGUGUGUGUACAUCGGGAAAAUUACAUUUUAAAAUAAAGUGGUGAUGU
Molecule: messenger RNA, 1795 nt
Organism: Hydra vulgaris (swiftwater hydra)
Lineage: Eukaryota; Metazoa; Cnidaria; Hydrozoa; Anthoathecata; Hydridae
Product: catalase-like
Biological process (GO): response to hydrogen peroxide; hydrogen peroxide catabolic process
Cellular component (GO): peroxisome; cytoplasm; mitochondrion
Molecular function (GO): catalase activity; heme binding
Source: RefSeq, marked provisional